Molecule: messenger RNA, 380 nt
Organism: Staurois parvus
Lineage: Eukaryota; Metazoa; Chordata; Amphibia; Anura; Ranidae
Source: the annotation of a GenBank genome assembly
CAAAUGGAUCUGCUGAUGGCAAUCUGCACAAUUCUCCUCCUGAGGAGUUGCACUACUUUAUGACUCCAGUCAUCAAUAUUAACACGAUUGUGCUGGACUUCACACCUGUAAACUUUGUAGAUUCUGUUGGAGUCAAAACACUUAAGACUAUUAUUAAAGAAUACAAAGAAAUUGGGGUUGAUAUCAUCCUCUCUGGCUGCAAUGGGCUGGUUGUACAAGAUCUAACCAGGUUGAAUUUCUUUGAUAAGAGUAUAAGAAGAGACAUCAUUUUUCACAGUAUUCAUGAUGCUGUUAUCCAGUGCAAAUUUAGAGCUUCAUCCCUGGCUCUCACAUCUUCAGAAGAGCAGGUCUUGAGCUCUGACACCCCAAGCCAGUUCUGA